This is a messenger RNA of Nicotiana attenuata, 3661 nucleotides long. RefSeq names its product tetratricopeptide repeat protein 7A-like. Gene Ontology annotation, molecular function: protein binding. Lineage: Eukaryota; Viridiplantae; Streptophyta; Magnoliopsida; Solanales; Solanaceae. The transcript has 6 exons. The record is from RefSeq and is a predicted model, not a curated record. Bases 617 to 2809 code for a protein of 730 amino acids.
AAACUUCUGUCAGUUACUACUGCUACAAAAAGACCGUUUUCUUAAUUUUUAACAAUGUCCGUUGACAAAGUAAAUUCCAAAUGCCAGAAACUUUAGAUUACUAAAUUCAAGAAUUGUCUUUUUACUAACUACUUUAUUCCUAACGAUAUGAAUCUUCUUGUUUACGAUUUCAGCACAACAAUACUUUUGCGUGGAUACCACCCACCCACCCCUUUUAAAGUCACAACCCCAUAUCAUCACUGGUUUCUGAGACUGUUCUUGGAACUGUGUUAUUAGUAAUUAAGUUUAAUUUACACACAAAAGUGGAGAAUUAUGAGAUAAUAGAGAGAGUGCCCAUAUAGCCUUUUUGGUGGAUUCAGCUCAACCACCUAUUCAAAGUGUCCCUACACAUAAACCCAAUUCAUUUAUUGGAUUCUGAGACUGUUUUUAUUGUGGUAAUUUACAUAAAGAAAAGAAAGUUUGAAGCUUUAUUGGAUUCUUUGGUUGAUCACACAAAGAAUGGAGUUUUGAUUGGAGAUAAAAAGUAUGGGAACUGCUGUGGCUGGCUUCUCUUGUUUCCAAUUCCUUUUCCUUUAUUCACCUAAUUUUGAAAGGAUUGUGAGAGAGACUGUAGAAUAUGAAGAAUGUUAGUUGGGUCAACAAAAGAGGAAGACCUCGGACUAGUUUGAAAGUGCGCAAGAUAUUGAAUUGCCUAUGCUCGUCUGAACAAAUUCUGAUGGACGAAAUAAUCCAAUCUCCUGAAUCCCUUGCAACUAAGGAUUACACAGCAAGUGUUCAUUCAUCACAAGCUGGAGAAGCUGGCCUAAAGCCUGAUACUGGCAAUAUUGAAGAAGCUGAAUCAUCUUUGCGUGAGAGUGGCUGUUUGAAUUAUGAGGAAGCAAGAGCAUUACUAGGAAGAUAUGAGUACCACAAGGGGAAUAUAGAGGCUGCUCUACAUGUUUUUGAAGGGAUAGAUAUUGCCUCGGUGACUCCUAAGUUGAAAAUCACCCUUGCCGAAAGAGCGAAAACUCAAAAGAGACGUUCACAGAGUUUUUCUACGCCACCAAUGUCCAUAAAUGCUGCGAGUUUGCUCCUGGAAGCAGUCUUUCUCAAAGCAAAAUCGUUGCAGGCGCUUCAGAGGUACAAAGAAGCUUCUCAAUCAUGUACAGUAGUUCUGGACAUUCUCGAAUCUUCUUUUCCAGCAGGCUUUCCUGAAACCUUUGGUAGUGACUGUAAACUGCAGGACACUCUCAGCAAUGCUGUUGAGCUGCUCCCUGAAUUAUGCAAACUUGCAGAUGCUCCUCGAGAAGCAAUUAUGUCAUACCGCCGAGCUCUUCUGCAUCCAUGGAAACUUGAGAUCCAGGCUACUGCAAGGAUUCAGAAGGAAUUUGCCAUUUUUCUUCUCUAUAGUGGAGGUGAAUCAUGUCCACCUAAUCUCCGAUCUCAAAUGGACGGUUCAUUUGUCCCCAGAAACAAUAUUGAAGAGGCUAUUCUUCUCUUGAUGAUUUUGUUGAAAAAGAUUUUUCUACAAAGGAUUGAGUGGGACCCUUCAAUUCUUGACCAUCUCUCAUAUGCAUUAUCCAUAUCAGGGGGUCUAAAGGCUCUGGCUAACCAAGUAGAAGAGUUGCUUCCCAGAACUAUAGAUCGGCAAGAGAUGUAUCUUAUCUUAGCUCUAUGUUAUUAUGGAGAAGAAGAUAACUUCGCUGCAUUGGACUUGUUGCGGAAACUGUUUAGUACAGAGGAUCACACUUGUGUUCCAGGUUUGUUAUUGGCUUCAAAAUUAUGUGCUGAAAUCCCAGAUUGUGCAAACGAAGGGAUAAUUUAUGCUCAUACAGCUAUUAGAAUCGAGCAAGAAAGAUGCAGUCAGUUGAUGGGUGUUGCCAAUUGUGUAUUAGGCCUCUCACUUUCAGCUCAUUCUAGAGCAAUGGCGACAGAUUCCGAGAGGGUUAAGAUACAAUCAGAAGCACUUAAGUCCUUUGAAUCUGCUGGGAAACUGACAAAGAUGAGUGAUGCUAAUGUCAUUUAUCAUCUUUGUCUAGAAAAUGCAGAGCAAAGGAAGUUGGAUGCCACAGUCCAUUACGCAAAGUGGUUGCUUAAAUUGGAAGGUGGUUCUACUUUGAAAGGGUGGAUGUUGUUGGCUCGGGCAUUAUCAGCUCAGAAACGGUUUAUGGAUGCUGAAACUGUUAUUAAUGUUGCCUUAGACCAAAGUGGAAAGUGGGAUCAUGGAGAACUGUUGAGGACCAAAGCUAAACUCCAAAUUGCGCAGGGUCAAGUGAAAAAUGCUAUAGAAACUUAUACUCAGCUUCUUGCAAUUCUUCAGGUUAAGAGAAAAAGCUUCAGAUUGGGGGAAAAUCUCAAGGAGUUUGGAGACCAUUGCAGAACAUUGGAGCUGGAAACCUGGCUGGAUCUUGCCUCCAUUUACAUAAAUUUAUCUCAGUGGCGAGAUGCGGAGAUGUGUCUUUCCAAAACUGAGGCCAUUUGUUCAUAUUCGGCUCGUAGAUCGUAUACUGCUGGUUUGCUUAACCAAUCGAAGGGCCUAUAUAAAGCAGCGCUGAGAGAUUAUUGCAAUGCUUUGGCUGUUAAUCCGUCCCACGUGCCAAGUCUUGUAUCAACUGCGGUGGUGCUUAGGAAGACAGAUAAACAGUCUCCUGCAAUUAUUCGAAGCCUUCUCACAGAAGCACUACGGCUUGAUCGGAUGAAUGCUUCUGCGUGGUAUAAUCUGGGCCUGCUUUACAAGGAGGAAGGUUUAGGUUCAGCAUUGGAGGCUGCUGAGUGUUUUGAAGCUGCUAUUCUUCUGGAAGAAACUGAACCUGUCGAACCAUUUAGAUGACUUCCUCCCUGUAUAUAAUUUAUCACAGAUUUUCAAAAUGGCAAUCUCUGCAGCUGAUGAAUCCAUCUUGCGAGCUGUGAAUUUGUAGUUUAAUGAGAGAGUGGGAAGAGAAUAAAUUAUGCUUUUGUUUCUUGACCAUGUUUUUGAAGAUGGUAGUCGAGGUGAGUCCAAAGAGUUCAUUAUUGUACUGCAGAAACAUUGUUGCCUUAUAGUUUGCAGUAUUCCAAGUCCUAUACCUAUUGUUCUGAAGCCACCCUAAAACCCCAUAACGUACCGUGGAAAAUUUGCUUUGGUCGAGAGGUACAAUUUUAUUUUGGCUUCAGGAACGGAUCGAGGAAGAGUUUUUCGGAUAACUUUGCUGUUGAUUUCUGAAGCUGGAGCUUUUGGCAAGUAAGUGUUGGAACAGCAGAAUGCAUCAUCAGGUACUAUUCAACUAAAGAUGUAUAGCUUUAAAAGUUGAAGCUCAUUACUCAUGAGAGCUACUGGUACCUCCAGAUGAUCUUAUAAGAAUAGGGGAGAUUGAAGACUUGCUACGACUUUGUCCCUCCAUUAUGCGAUUUAACAGGGGAAAAUAAAGGAGAAAAACGAGAGUUAAGUGCAUUGUUAUGAUAUUUUUCUCACAGAUAGUGAUCAACAUUCACUGUACUUGCUCUUCUUUGUUCUUACAUGCUCAUUAAAAAUAUAAAAGAUUCAGUGUGGAGGGCCAGGCCAGUGGUGUGAAGUGAUAGAUUUACUGUGAUCUUGAUGUAUUCUGCUUAUCCGAGUGUUAAUAAGUUUCCCUGUACAGUACAUCAAAAGAAAGAAGAAAAAAAGGUAAAAAGAAUUGAAGGCUGCCCCUUGAUCUUCUUAGUA